GGUGUGAAGUUGUGAGCAUGAAAACUUGAGCACCAAGUGCCUCUCAAACCUGCCACAGGAUCCUUUCAAGGGUGCCGCAGGGCGAUGUCAGGUGUGCAGACACCAACACGUGAUUCAUAAGAUCAGCCCAGUCAUUUCAAGUAGGAAUCCAGAGGGUCACCGACAUGUUGCCCUGUCGUGGGCUCGCUGUGCUCUUUGCAACAGAAGAACUGCUCCGCUCUCUUUUCCAUAGUCAAACAAUGAGUGCCGGUAGAGAGCUGGCAUUUUCUAAGGGGGGCCUGGAGUCUGACAAGGGGAGCUUUGAGCCUAUAAAGGGUAGAGAAGCACUGGUCGGGGUGUAUUGUCUCCUAGAGCUGGGAGGAGAACCCAAGACUCCUGACUGCCCUCUUCCAUAAUUUCCCUCUGUAGCCACUAGACCCUUCAGGUCACUUCCCCGUCCAUCUGUGGGUGGUAACCCCCCCAGCUCCCCAGGGCACUGUGUGAGCAGAGGCCCUGGGCGCAGCUCCAUGCUGUGCUGAGGCAGCUGUCUGUGCCUGUCCCUGCAGACCCAAUGGCCUACGAGCCCAAGCCGGACUCGGAGAACCUCCCCAUCAUCACCAUUGACCCUGCAUCGCCCCAGUCCCCGGAGUCAGUCGACCUGGUGAACGAGGAGAUGAAGGGCAUGAGCCGCCUGCCGCCAUCACCCGAGGAGGAUGAGGAGGGCCUUGUGAUGCGGGUCAAGGAGCCGUCCUCCCCGGGCACGGACGACGUCUUCACCCCGGGGACCAGUGACAGCCCCAGCAACCAGCGGAUGCUGCGGUGCCUGAGCGACCCCGGGCCUCGGCCGGAGCCGGAGGAGGGGGAGCCCUUCAUCCCCAAGGGGCAGUAGCAGUGGGCAUGCAGCCGGAUCCGGCCUGGAGGGGUGCCGUUGCAUACGUGUGGAUUGUCUCUUUCCCCGGGUUCCCCUGCCCCUGGGUGCUGGGUUUCAGGCUGGGGGGGGCACUGUGGACAAGGAGGAAGAGGAGACCCCCGUGGGAGGGGGCCCCUCCAUUGUAGCCUGGUUCUACAGCUUCCCUGGGCUGCGUCCUGCGUUGCAGGAGCCUGUGUAGCCUGCAGGCGCCUCCUGCCCGAGGGCAGCUCCGUGUCUGUUCACCCUGCCUCAGCUGCAGCCCCGGCCCUCGCCGACUCAGGACCUGCGGUGGCAACGCGUGUGCUUGGGGCACCCCCUCACGGCGCUGGCGGACAGGAAGACGGGCUCUGGCCUGGUCCCUCGCGGUGCCCUCUGCUCCCAGCACAGUGCAGCUUCGCCUCCGCCAAGCCUUGCUCAUCCCCGCCACAAGCUACAGCAUCCCUGCUCUCCAUCUGGCCACCGAGGCUGGCACUGCCCCCAGCACAGGGACUGAAACCCCGCAACAAGGUUCGCCAGGCUGCCACCCUCCAGCAGCCUCAGCAGCACCCGGACAUCCCUCCACCCUGGCCUGGCUCAGCUCUGCGUCGUCAUCCUGUGCUGUUGGGGUCCUCCGUCCGCUUGGCUCCCGCCCGGACAGCCAGGUUUUUAAGUGUCUCCUUGUUCAGUGUUGGAGCGAAUGCAGCGCGUGGGACUCUUGCUGGGGUUGGGGGUGGAUUGAGAGCAGUAUAGCCAUAGCUGGGGGGUGGUGCUCUGCUUCUGUUGUGGCUUUUGGAGGUCUCUGUGCACUUUGUCCUCGCUCGGACCCUGUAGGGAUAGGCGCGUGAGCAGGGAGCCUGCUGCAGGACCCCAGCCCCUGCGGGCCACGCUGGGGCCGUGUCCCAGCAUGGUCAUGGCAGGGCGGGGACUUCUCUGGACUCACGCUCCCUACCUUCUUUUAAUCACCCACCCACAGAUGGAUCUCCACAUACCGGGUAAAUCCACGAACAUUUCUUAACCAAAGACGGCUGUGAGGGUCACUGUAUAUCACAGGGAGGAGAUUGCAGAGGCUGGGACUGCUUCUGGCUUUGUCUUUAUACUGCAUACUUCAUAUCUUUCCUUAAACGGGGGCUUUGUGGGCAUGGGGGAGCCUUGGGGGUGGCCAACCCGGCACCCUGCCUGCUGUGGCACUGCCCCCGCCCUGGCCUGUACUGCUCAGUCCUCGAUGCUAAGCUUUAAUGGCCUUUAACUCCAAAAGAGGGCUCUUUGCAGCUGCCGGCACGAGCAGAGGCCGAGAGCCCGCGGUCCCCUGGCUGUCCGUGUGUGCGUGUGCCUGUGUACGAUGCUGUUUCCGGGAGGAAUAAUCAAGCAAUGAAAAUUCUCUCUUGUAUAAAAAACACAUGUAAAGAGAAUCUUUUUUCAUGAAUAUUCUAAUAAAUUAAUG
Alligator sinensis (Chinese alligator) is the source of this 2309-nucleotide messenger RNA. Its product is annotated as sodium/hydrogen exchanger 1-like. Gene Ontology annotation, biological process: regulation of pH; sodium ion transport. The coding region runs from base 551 to 868 and encodes 105 amino acids. Gene Ontology annotation, cellular component: membrane. Gene Ontology annotation, molecular function: sodium:proton antiporter activity. The transcript has 2 exons. Lineage: Eukaryota; Metazoa; Chordata; Crocodylia; Alligatoridae. The record is from RefSeq and is a predicted model, not a curated record.